Molecule: messenger RNA, 1104 nt
Organism: Phycomyces blakesleeanus NRRL 1555(-)
Lineage: Eukaryota; Fungi; Mucoromycota; Mucoromycetes; Mucorales; Phycomycetaceae
Exons: 4
Coding region: 1-1104 (367 amino acids)
Source: RefSeq, a predicted model, not a curated record
AUGGCUUCCUCUGCUAUACAACCAGACCCCCCUACAGGGGAACACCUUAACACUGGACAAACCAAUAAAACCCCAACCUCAACACCACCAGCUCUAUCUACAACAAACACUCCAACCCAUGGAACUCCCUUAUCGUACUCUUCUGCAAUUAUCACUGUAGUCCUUGGCUCAAAUGGUCCAUUGACUAAACCUCGCACCUGGCGCGAAAGCACCAGUCAGUUCUCGGUCUACUACAACACUCCCCUGGAAUCCUCCCCUGACUUCGUCCCCUUCUUCAACGCACUUCUCCAACCUUUUUCCACUGGAGAGAUCAUAGGCUUGAACUCCACCAAUAAGGCUGGCACCCUUUAUGAGCUUCACCUCACCUCUAAAGACGAUUUAGUUAUAAGAACAACUGUAUUUGCCUCCCCUGCUAUUGCUAGUUUUUCAAAACUCUUUCAACUGAACUUGUUGAAACUCCCCCAUUAUGCUCCUGAAGAUUAUGACACGUUAACCAAUAAACUUCGUACCACUCUUGCCAAAUAUGGCUACGUUCACAACAUGAUUGUCAAUACCCUUUUUGGGUUUAUGGAUGGCACAGGCUAUGCCUAUGUGGAACGUCCUCCUAACAAGGAAGUUGGUCACCUUUGCUCUCGUUGUCCCCAUGCUGCAGAGGUUGAUAACUUGUAUAAGCGGGAACAGAAGACUCCUGUGCAACAUGGCCCUCCCACCCACACUCGACCUUCUGUCCCAACCACCAAGAAGCCUGCGGGCCAAUCAGUAGUAAUAAAAACCCGAUUUGAGAUUCUUGACACUUCCCUUUCCUCUGUUGCGUCUAAGCACAAUCCUGCUAAUGCCAACAUUGUCUCCAAGGACAAGAAGAUCAACAAUUCUCCAGUAGAGGGAAUUGAGACUGGACCCAUUCAACUUGAGCUCCCCAAGCGGAUUGGCACAUCGAUUGAACACUUUGACUUCUCUGCGAUAGACAGGAAAGACAGGGAAACUAUCCCUGAAGAUGAUCCUGAUCUUACUGAUCACAAUAUAGACGAAGUAGACAACUACUUUGAGACAGAUAUAGACGAGAACAAUUUUUCCGUGCACGAUACCCCACACCCCCUCCAAUAA